Fundulus heteroclitus (mummichog) is the source of this 912-nucleotide messenger RNA. RefSeq lists its product as uncharacterized. The transcript has 7 exons. Bases 76 to 912 code for a protein of 278 amino acids. The record is from RefSeq and is a predicted model, not a curated record. NCBI's taxonomy places the organism in Eukaryota, Metazoa, Chordata, Actinopteri, Cyprinodontiformes, Fundulidae.
GGGGAGUUGAUUAAAGUAUCCGAGCGUGCGCAAGCAACAGAUCCCAGAAGUCACUUUUCCUUAGCAGUUGAGCUAAUGGACGUCUCCAGGCUUCUCAUGGUCCUCGUCAUGGUGAUAUCCACACUUGGAGGGAAAUCAGAAGCAUCAAAUUCUUCAUGCAUUCAUCUUGACCAAGAUCUCUAUAAACUUAUUAAAGGUGAAGCAUUUUACUAUGUGCCGACCGUUAUGGAGGAUGUCAACCUGCCUGAUGAAAAUAUCACGUGGUACAAAAAUGGGCCUGAUUAUAAGAAUAUUACCACGGAUGAGGCCCAGAGGAUACAUUACCAUGGUGGGGCACUCUUUCUCUUAAACAUCAGUGAUGAGGAUUCUGGUAAUUAUACUGCCAGGCACAUAACCCCGUCAGAUAAAUGUUUCUACUAUCCUGUAAGAUUUGAGGUCUUCAGUGAAAACAGUCAAGAGAAUUUAACCUAUGGAAGUAUCAAAAAUUCUUACCGGAACAAACGAAUUCCCUGUCCAAGUCCUGUUGAAGACACGUGCAUCACUUUUAAGGGGAACUUCUCUUGGUUAAAGGGCAACAAUCUUCUUCCUGGCAAACAUGAAGCUCGCCUGAGGUUAGAAAACACAUCAAAACACGAUGAGGGCAUCUACACCUGCAUAUGUACCUGGACAUACAAUAACAAGGUGUACAACUCUUCUGGUUCCUGGAGACUUUUUGUUCUGGACCUCGUUGUCUAUAAGGUGGAAAUUAUCUUUCCAACCAGCAAGGAGCAGUUGGUUGAUGAAGGAGCUCCUGGCCCCUCUCUGAAGACCAAUCUCCUUACCCUAUCUCAAAGGGAGUGCCUGGCCGCCCUACAGAGGAAGCUCAUUUCAGCUGCAUGGCAUUUCAACUGGGCAAACUCGCAUGAACUAUAG